Eublepharis macularius is the source of this 2043-nucleotide messenger RNA. RefSeq names its product ER membrane protein complex subunit 8 (gene EMC8). The transcript has 5 exons. Gene Ontology annotation, cellular component: EMC complex. The record is from RefSeq and is a predicted model, not a curated record. NCBI's taxonomy places the organism in Eukaryota, Metazoa, Chordata, Lepidosauria, Squamata, Eublepharidae. Bases 42 to 653 code for a protein of 203 amino acids.
GGCGGCUGGGCCCGGGCCGGCGGCGGCGGGUUUCGGCCGCAAUGAAGCUGAGCACGCAGGCCUACUGCAAGAUGGUCCUCCACGGCGCCAAGUACCCGCACUGCGCCGUCAACGGGCUGCUGGUGGCCGAGAAGCAGCCGCCGCCCCCCCAGCCCCGCGGCCGGGAGCCCCCCGCGCUCUUCGUCGACUGCGUCCCGCUCUUCCACGGCACCCUGGCCCUGGCCCCCAUGUUGGAGGUGGCCCUCACGCUGAUUGAUUCAUGGUGCAAAGAGAACAGCUACGUAAUAGCUGGGUACUAUCAAGCCAACGAACGUGUGAAGGACGCCAGCCCAAACCAGGUUGCUGAGAAGGUGGCGUCCAGGAUCGCAGAGAAUUUCAAUGACCCAGCGCUUAUAAUGGUGGACAACACGAAAUUUACAAUGGAGUGCAUAGAACCGACCAUUCAUGUGUACGAGCAUCACGAAAACAAAUGGAGAUGCAAAGACCCCCACUUUGAUUACUGCGAAGACUGGUCAGAAGCCCAGAGGAUUUCUGCCUCCCUUUUGGAUAGCAAGUCCUACGAAACGCUGGUGGAUUUUGAUAAUCACUUGGACGACAUCCGGAACGACUGGACGAACCCAGAGAUUAACAAAGCCGUCCUACACCUCUGUUAGGUUUCCACUGACUUGACUUACUGGCAUUUCCACUCCGCUGAAGAAAGGAAAAGAGAAAGAGGGGGGAGGGGGAAUGUUGUUGAAUGUAAAUAGAGUACGAGCGAGCGGUCCCUUCGUGUGGAAAGCUGAUGAGCUAGACGCAUAACUUGGAAAAGGAAAUGUCGCUGCACAGUCAGACCUUUUUAAUCAGAAACCUUGGGGAUGUGAGCCGUAGAUUGCAGCCUCCACUGUGGGCUCCUUCCCUCCUUAACAUUUUGCUGUUAACACUCAGACCAGGAACGAGAUCUACCUGUCCAAGCUGUUCACGUUUAAAAAAGAAAAAAAAAGGUUUUGACUAAUCUUUUAUAAUCUUCAGAACAUAACUUUUAAAAAGAUUUAUGAAAUAUGUUUGAAAGAGUAAUCUUAAGUUUAUUUUUUAAAAAUUGAAUCUAAAACUGUAAGUUAGGGUGUGUGACCAGGUGGAGAGCUGUUGUUUUUAAGCGCUAACUGCUGGUGGAUUACACUCCGCUGUACUUGCUGCUCUGACACACUCCACAGCAGGAAGCCAAUCGCUUGCAAAGCAAUAUGUCCCCCCAAUGCUGCCAAGUUUCUGAGCCGUUCCAGGAGCGCCACAGUUGCUGCCUGUCCAGUUCAACAUUUUAUUAGCAAGAGCUCUCUCUUGUCCAUUGGAAGGACGUGAAGAUGUUACAGAGAGAAAGCAGUAAAGGGCGGAUUUGAGUGGCAGGUCUGUUUUAUUACAAGCAACACUGCUCUUAAACUUGAGACUAGAAAAGCUGUGUUAAUUUCUUCCGUGCUUCAUUAUUUGUAUAAAUGUCGUCCCCGGAGGUAAGAGGCGCUACAACUGUGCAUUUCGAAUCCUGAAAUGUGUAGCUUUGCUGAGGUAGUGUGUGUUCUUAUAUGCUGGAUUGUCCAGGGGUUUUUAAAAAACAAUGUGAUGGGAUGAAUGUAAGUCGCACGUGCACACCUAAGCACAGUUGUGAGUCUUGCCUGAUCGCUAACUCCCAUUGUCUCUUGCAAGCAGUCUUUAUAAAAUGGGGUUUUAACCAGUUAGUACUGACCCAGUUUUGUCCAGUCAGAAUAGCCUUGUAAUAUAUAUAUAGUGGUCACGUUGCGCGAAGAUAUCUAAAAAGUUUAGUUCUGCUUACCCAUGUUGCUUUAGUUUUUAUUUCUUCAAAUGAGUUUACCUCUCGCUGGAGAAGGUGUGCGGCAUCAGCCUUUGUUUGGUAUAUAUUGUUUUGUUUCAGUCCUCUCGGUAACCUUUAUUUAUAACAUUCUCUGUUAAGGCAGCAGUGAUUUUAUGUUGAACGGAAAAUGUUUAACUGACCACUUGUUCUCUCUUGCUUUUCCCGUCUGCCCCGUCACCUUGAAAUAAAACUCAUAAAUCGUCUUA